UCGGGCCGCGCCCCCGGCGCCGCGCCCUCCGCCGCCGCUAAGAGCCACCGCUGUCCCUUCCCGGGCUGCGCCAAAGCCUACUACAAGUCCUCGCACUUAAAGUCGCACCUGCGGACGCACACAGGUGAACGUCCUUUUGCCUGUGAUUGGCCAGGCUGUGACAAGAAGUUUGCGAGAUCUGAUGAGCUGGCCCGCCACCACAGGACACACACAGGCGAGAAGCGCUUCCCCUGUCCUCUGUGCCCCAAGCGUUUCACCCGAAGUGACCAUCUAACCAAGCAUGCCCGCCGCCAUCCGGGUUUCUGCCCAGAUCUGCUCCGGCGUCCAGGUGCCCGAAGCACUUCCCCCAGCGACUCGCUGCCCUGCAGCCUGGCUGGCAGCCCUGCACCCAGCCCUGUGCCGAGCCCAGCCCCUGCAGGCCUGUAGGGCCCCCGUCCAGCCUGCCCUGAGCACACCCCAGCCAGGCCUUGGCAUGGACCACCAGCAACUCCAGGAUACUCCUGCCAGAUGGGGUCCAUGGCAGGGGCCAGUGGAGUGCCCUGAUCUCUCCUAGCUGUUUGUGGACCCUGAAGAUGCCCCUGUCCACCUCAAGAAAGCAAAGAGGGAGUCUAAGAGUGGACCUGGGUCAGCCAGCCUUAGGGGUGGCCCUCAGGAUGGAUGACUGGGGCUUGUGUUUGUAAAUAGCCAUGAUUACUAACUUCCUUUCCCUUCUGCAGUGGGGUUCCCUGGGGGUGUAGCCAGAAGGCCCUUCCCUUCUCCACCUCCCUGCUUUCCCCCAGGGGCGGUGUUUAGGGGCUGAAGUGGGCACAGAGAAGGUGCCCCCUGCCCAAAGCAUGGACUAUGCCCCUAGGCCCAUUCCCUGCAGGUUGGGAUGAAGUGUGCAAAGAGCCAUAGAACCAGGGGUUCAUGUGGGCCCCACCUUUCCCCAUACCCCACUGAAAGCCAUUGGUGAAGUUCAGGGAAAUGGGGGUACAGCCUGGCUAACCCCCACUCGGGUUCUCAAUCUCAGGUGUCCACAGGGUUUGCCCUUGGGAAGGGGUCCCCCCAGCACACCAGGCCUCAAGGUAUGGCCAGGAAUGGGGAGGCAUUGGGGUGUCCAGAGAGGGGUCCAGGUCUUGUGAGACUUGGGGGAGGGAAGAAGGUGGAAUAGGGUUCUUCCAAAGAGAUUUUGACUCUGGGUUAGGGGUGGCGGCUCCUGAGCCAGUGCUAUCUGGCUUAUUUAUUUUCUUGUCUAUGUUGGCAUGGUGGGGCCGGGGCUUUCUCCCUCUCUCUGGGUGGGUGGGUGUAUGAGAAGAGAUUUCAGCAGAGGCUGGGGUCAUGGGCCCACCUCCCUGCCCCUGCCUGGGUAGGGUCCCAGACUCUGCUAGCCUUUGCAGAAUCUCUUGACAAUCAAUUUCUCCUGUUAGGGUGCCCCAUGCUCCCUUCCCCAGCCUGCAGGUGAGGCUGUAGAGCCAGGGCCAAUACAGUUUGCAGCUAUCCCUAGGCCCCCAGGCUUUUCCUUUCCUCUCCUCCCCUCCCCCUUUCCUUCCCUCUUACUCCUGGCUGCCUGUUGGAGGUGGUCCCUGGGUCCAGCAGUUGAGGCCCUGCCCAGAGGGUUAGCUAUUUAGCCCCUUGGGAUAGUUCGUUUUUUUGGACCGGGUAGAAUAUUUUUUCAGGCACCAAUUCCUUCUGGGCCCCUCUGGGUGGUCCCUCAUCCUCAGGGGGUGUGAGUGUGUGUGUGUGGGAUCUCUAAUCUGAACCUGAGGGGGGGGGUUUCUCUUGAGGGUGACAUGCCAUGUCUUCUCUAGGUGUCUUCAUAUCAUGGCUUGGUUGAGAUUUCCUUUUAGAUGUGGUUCUGAAGACCCCCAUUCUCCAGUGGGAAGGGUGGGACCCAGGCUCCUGGGAAGGGCCUAUCUCCCCAACUUCUAGCUGCAGGUGGAUUUUGCCUCCCUGCCCUUUUCCAGAAUCCUCCUGUCUCCCUAUUGGGGGCUUGGGUGUUCAGUGGCAUUGUUAAGCACCUGGACUCAGCCUGUAUGUGGCAGGACCCAGGGGUGGGAGCCUGGGGAGGGAAGCAGGGCUUGCCCUUCUGGAGCUGGGCUCGGAGGGUCUGCCCAGGUCAGCCUUAGGCCCUCUACCUCCCAGGGUGUCCUUGCAGGGCCACUCUGUCUGUGCCCUCGGAUUCCUCUCUGGUAGUGUUAGUGAAAUGCCUUAGUCUACAGCGGGGUGGGGGGCUGGGCCCCAUUUUCUUUGUCUUCCUCUGGAUGUCUCUUGGUCAGUUCUAGCCCUGGCAGUUAUCUGCCUAAUGGUGGGUAAGGGCUACAGGUUCCAGAAGUCCUCUGCAUCCCUCCUCCCCUCAGGAGUAGGUGGUUCUUGGGGCCUUUUUCCAGCCAUUUGGCUAUGGUUGGGAAGGCCAGGCAAGGGAGGAGGGCCUCAAGGGACUUGUGCUUUCUGUGGGUGGCAUCCCUCCCCUGCCUUGCCUGGCCUCAUCCUUGUAUUUAAUUAAUUAAACAAGCCCUUUUUUAAGUCCU
Otolemur garnettii (small-eared galago) is the source of this 2507-nucleotide messenger RNA. It is a transcript of the gene KLF16, whose product is annotated as Kruppel like factor 16. Gene Ontology annotation, molecular function: DNA-binding transcription factor activity, RNA polymerase II-specific; RNA polymerase II cis-regulatory region sequence-specific DNA binding. The transcript is spliced from 2 exons. Lineage: Eukaryota; Metazoa; Chordata; Mammalia; Primates; Galagidae. The record is from RefSeq and is a predicted model, not a curated record. Gene Ontology annotation, biological process: regulation of transcription by RNA polymerase II. The annotation marks the transcript as partial.